Molecule: messenger RNA, 838 nt
Organism: Ruditapes philippinarum (Manila clam)
Lineage: Eukaryota; Metazoa; Mollusca; Bivalvia; Venerida; Veneridae
Product: mediator of RNA polymerase II transcription subunit 10-like
Exons: 4
Coding region: 78-482 (134 amino acids)
Biological process (GO): positive regulation of transcription by RNA polymerase II
Cellular component (GO): mediator complex; chromatin
Molecular function (GO): transcription coregulator activity
Source: RefSeq, a predicted model, not a curated record
GCAUAACGGUGUUUACACUAAUUUCACCCAGGAUGAAUUUAUAAAAAAUUUUUUUUGUUUCCCUGAUAGUUUUAACAAUGGCAGACAGGUUUGAAAACCUUGAGGAGCAGUUGGAAAGAUUUAUAGAAAAUACAAGACAGCUGGGAAUUAUUGUCAGUGAUUUCCAACCGCAGGGACAGAAUGCUCUGAAUCAAAAAUUACAGACAAUGGUACAAGGGCUACAGGAGAUAGACAAGAUGAAAUCACAGAUGCAAGAUGUUCAUGUUCCUCUUGAAGUAUUUGAGUAUAUUGACCAAGGCAAAAAUCCCAACUUGUACACAAAACACUGUUUAGAGAAAGCACUAGGGAAAAAUGAACAAGUGAAGGGAAAGAUUGAUGCAUUCAAGAAGUUCAAGGCAUUGUUGGUUCUAGAGUUGAGUGAUGUGUUUCCGAAGGAGAUGGCAAACUAUCGAGCAAUGCGAGGUGAUGACAGACCUACCUGAGAUACCAUUUUACUUUUAUGUCGAUGACCAGUGCAAUAUAGACAAAAAUAAACAUGGAAAUACACUUCCAGGAGCUGUCUCUUGAAUCCAAUUGUUCUCAAAAUUGAGUAGAUGAAAUGUGAAAUAUACAGAUUUGAAGUAUAAGUUAUACAUGUGUAAUUAGACAUUUUCAUUAGUGAGACUCUCAGAGAAACGUUUUUGUGUACUUGAAGUAAAGAUAAACUGUUUUCAUUCAUAAUAUUGUAGAUACUCAAUACUGAUAAAUUAUGUUAUCAACAUUCUCUUGUAUUUUAACGUGAAUUUUAAUGUAGGAUUCAAUAUGUUUUCACAAAUCUAAAGAUUGCAGUGUAAAACUG